CUAUUACUAGCCUAUUUCCUACUCUUAUAGUACAACUUAUUUCCUUAUGUGUAAAACCCAAAGAAGAACUUGUAUAAAGAAACAGAUCAUAAAGGAUUUGAGCUUUGAUUUUUCUCCAUGGAUUUAUCAAGUCUUUGAGUUUCAGACUGGAAACUAAGCCUCGGAGUAAAAGAGAGAACAAAAGCACUCUUGUGCUUAUCAUAGCAUGAAGAAACUUGACUCUUUCAUCUCAGUCUCUUUCGUAGUCCGAUUCGAACAGAAACUGGAGCAAUAAGAAAAAGAAGAAGAAGAACCUUGAAGGUGAGUUAAAAAAAAAAGAAGAUUUGUGCAUCUGUUUCUGAAACGUUUACAGAUGGCUAGAUUUUUACUUGCGACGCAAGCUACCCCGACUAUUUCAGCUACUGAUGCAAAUCCUAGAACCUUAGGAGACUCUGUCAGCAACAACAAGAAUAUAGCUAGCAUGGAUACACACAUGGUGAUCAUACUAGCCGCUCUUCUAUGCGCCUUGAUCUGUGCUCUUGGCAUCAAUUCGGUCUUGCGCUGUGUCUUACGCUGCACGAGAAGGUUCACUCCCAACGAAGAUCCAGUUGACACCAAUGCAAACGUAGCAAAGGGGAUCAAGAAACGGGCGUUGAAGGUUAUUCCGGUUGAUUCAUACAGUCCUGAGCUUAAGAUGAAAGCCACGGAGUGUUUGAUCUGUUUAGGAGAUUUUGUUGAAGGAGAGACAGUUAGGGUUUUGCCCAAAUGUAACCAUGGCUUCCACGUCAAGUGCAUCGACACUUGGUUGCUGUCACAUUCCUCUUGCCCCACUUGCAGACAAUCACUCCUCGAACAUCAGACUCCAGCAAAUGGUUCCCGGCGGGGUGAUGACGUGGCAACGUAACAGAGCUUCAUGAGGUCACUUUCAAUGUUGAGUGUUUGCUUCACCUAAGUAGGUUUUCUUCU
This is a messenger RNA of Arabidopsis thaliana (thale cress), 945 nucleotides long. RefSeq names its product RING/U-box superfamily protein. The coding region runs from base 353 to 883 and encodes 176 amino acids. Lineage: Eukaryota; Viridiplantae; Streptophyta; Magnoliopsida; Brassicales; Brassicaceae. The record is from RefSeq and is marked reviewed. Gene Ontology annotation, molecular function: transferase activity; ubiquitin-protein transferase activity; ubiquitin protein ligase activity. Gene Ontology annotation, biological process: protein ubiquitination. The transcript has a single exon. Gene Ontology annotation, cellular component: membrane.